ACUUUUCGUCAACUGCUCCUGGUCUUCUAUUGACGCGAUACUUUUCAUCCGUUCUCUCCACCUGUCACAUUCAUCGCGCAGCAAACACUUCUAGACUAUCAACUUCAUUAACCCAUUCUUCCUAGGAAUGUUCAUCGCGCGCACUUUUUGCGCCAACAACAUUAUUGUUUAUCGACCUUGAGUGUUAGCCGCCUCCUUUCUUCCACUCACAUCUGCCAUUCCUUCUGGUUCGAUCUGGAAGUCAUAGAAAAUCUUCAGCUCACUUCCUGCUUCCCCCCAUCUUUGCACCUUUGGACAAAAUCUGCCAAUAUCGUCCACAUUAUCAGCAUUAACACCAGAAAUGUCAACAUCAAUUUCGCAAUCCAACUUGCCGCCCACAACAGCAUUGACCAUCAUGCCACCGCGCAAAGUGCCCCCUCACAGGAGAUACGCGAAGAAAUUCUUGACUCUUCCCAAUGAACUUCUCAUUAAGCUCUCUGAUUGUGUUGCGUCUGAGGAUUUGCCCAAUUUUCGACUCACUUGCAAGAAACUCGAGAACAUCUCUGGCAAGCAUUCCGGCGAUAAGAGGCUUGCUCAUUGCCGCUUCAUCUUUACGCAAUACAGUAUGGAGGGUUUGGUUGAGAUGACUGCUCAUCCAGUAUUCGGACCCUGUGUCAAGAGCGUCUUGUUCGGUACCCACCGACUUAGUAACGCCCUGGAUGAUCUGUUGGACGCCAUAAAGUCAAAUCCCGGUAUCUCUGACGAUGGUAAAGCGAUGGACACCAUUCAUCAGUAUCGCGAGCGCAGAGACAGACAGGACCUUUUUCGCCGAUGCGAUCUGUCUCGUAUGGUCAUCCAAGCUCUCACACAUCUACGAUCAUGGGGAAACAGCGUCGCGCUAGGCAUCCUCGACGACGUAUAUCAAAUCUGCAGAGGAAAGAGCCUGUUACGUGGAUAUGGUUUCGCCGAGGAGUACGACAUCCUGCCGUUCGUGGAGCUUGCUGAAGCGCGGAUGUUGACCGUGAACCUGAUACGAGGGUUCUCAAGGGACGCCAACAUCCACGCGAGCAUCUUGGUGCUUGAUCUUAGCGGUCAGGAAGUCCAUAAAGGCAUAAGCUCGCUUUGAGGGAACUGCUUGUAAGUGAGAACAGAAGACUCGGACGAGUCGACGUUUGCGUCAGAGAGGGGAGAAUAGACAUUUGCGUCUUCACAAGCCAAACCGCGUUGAGUUCAGCCAGAGAGCGGUCACGAACCAGUCG
Aureobasidium subglaciale EXF-2481 is the source of this 1238-nucleotide messenger RNA. RefSeq lists its product as uncharacterized. The coding region runs from base 341 to 1105 and encodes 254 amino acids. The record is from RefSeq and is a predicted model, not a curated record. Gene Ontology annotation, molecular function: protein binding. NCBI's taxonomy places the organism in Eukaryota, Fungi, Ascomycota, Dothideomycetes, Dothideales, Saccotheciaceae. The transcript is spliced from 2 exons.